CGCGCCUUUAGUGCGAGUUUAUGGUUUGCAAAUCAGCUCUGCGUCACAUGAACGCACUCAUUCAAACAAACGCACAAGUCAGGAUCACUUUCACAACAGCGAGACACCCGGAAGGUUCAAACGCGUGACCAGCAGCUCAGCAUGAAUCGCUUCAAGACGUCCAAAUAUAAGAACAGCACUCCCAAAAUCCCCAAGAAAGAUGGCUGGAUUGCGAACGUGCGAGGAGCUUCCUUCUCUUCUCAGGGCAAGCACAUCAAAUCCAGCUGCAGUCUCGUGGCCUUCAACACAGAUCAGGCUGGAGGUGGGAUGGUCGGCCUGUCUUCUGUGAAUGCCGCAUCUGACGGGAAGUGGACCGUGACCCAGAUAUCAUGCCAUGCUGACCUCGUGACCGACCUGGACUUCUCGCCGUUUGAUGACUAUCUGCUGGCGACCUGCUCGGCUGAUGAGACGGUGAAGCUGUGGCGCGUGUGUGAUCCGGAUCAGGAUCAGUGCAGUAAUGCUGAGGUGACUCUGAGCCCCGCUGAUGGGCGUCUGGAGGUCGUCCUCUUCCACCCCGCGGCCUCAGGGCUGCUCGCCGUGGCGUCUGUGAGGGGCCUUCAAGUGUGGGACGUCACACGAGACGCCGCACUCACAGUACUGGAGCAGCAUGAGGAUCAGCUGCAGGGUUUGGCCUGGAAGGAAGACGGAUCCCUGCUGGCUUCAUCCUGCAAGGACAAGAAGCUGCGCCUCUUCGACCUGCGGGCCCAGCCGUCAGCGGUCCAGUGCGUCCAGGGUCAUCAGGCUAAUAGAGACUCUCGGGUUCUUUGGGUCAAAGAUGACAGCUUGCUCACGACUGGCUUUAACCAGAUGAGGCAGCAGGAAGUGAGACUCUGGGACAGCAGGAAGUUGAGCUCGUCUCUCAGCUCGCUGUCUUUGGCCACGUCCAACGCGACUCUGAUGCCUCUGUUUGAUCCAGACUCUGGAUUACUAAUUGUGUCUGGAAAUGGUGAGAGUGUGAUCGACUGUUUUGAGGUGAACAGCAGUGAGCCCUUCCUGUCUCAAGUGAGUCACUGUCUGACGGACCUGUCGACCCGUGGCGUGGCUCUAGUGCCGAAGCUCGCUCUGGACGUCAGCUGCUGUGAGGUUUUGCGCCUGCUGCAGCUCACUGAUAACUUCAUAGUGCCCAUCAGCUACCAGGUGCCUCGCAAGGCAGGACAGGACUUCCAUGCCGACUUGUAUCCGGACACCGUGGGUCACACCCUGGCCAUGACAGCAGAGGACUGGUGGAAAGGAGAGAACAAACAGGUGGAGCGAGUCAGUCUUCACCCGAGCAAGAGGCCAAAACCAGCCACUCCAUCAGCUCAGGAGACAAAACCAAAGGAUCUUCCCCAUGGCAAGAGCAAAGAGGAGGCCUCGAGCUCCAGCAGUCCCCUCAGCACCCCCAGCAGCAGUGCCGCCCCGUCCCGCUCCCCGUCCUCCACCAGCGGCCUGUCGUCUGGCUUCCUGCCGAGCCCCAGCCAGAGCUCCCGCGCCAUCCACAGCAUGCUCGGCCCGAGCUCGAAGUUUCGUCACAUCCAGGGGACCGUUUUGCACCGGGACACUCACAUCACCAACCUGCGAGGACUUCAUCUGACCACGCCGGGAGAGUGUGACGGCUUCUGUGCCAACGGCGAGCGCGUGGCAGUGCCUCUCGCCAUCGCCGGAGGGCAGAUCGCUGUGUUUGAGCUGUCCCAGCCUGGAAAACUCCCAGACACCGCCCUGCCCACCAUCCAGAACUCCGUCAAUGUGGCCGACUUCUGCUGGGACCCCUUUGACACACACAAGCUGGUUGUGGCUGGUGAUGAUGCAAAGAUCCGCGUGUGGCAGAUUCCCAAAGGAGGCCUGAUGGAAACCCUGACUGAGCCGGAGUGCGUUCUGCGGGGACACACGGAGAAGAUUUACUCUAUCAAAUUCCACCCCCACGCGUCCAGCCUUCUGGCUUCCUCCUCCUACGACCUCACGGUGAGACUGUGGAGCCUGGAGACAGGAGAGGAAGUCAAACGACUCAGCGGACAUCAGGACCAGAUAUUUGGCAUGGCUUGGAGUCCAGACGGGAAACUGCUGGCCACUGUGUGUAAGGACGGAAAAGUGCGUCUGUAUGACCCACGCAAGUCCACCUUGCCCAUCCAGGAGGGCCCAGGACCUGAGGGCCAUAGAGGGGCCCGUGUAGUGUGGGUCUGUGAUGGCAAGUACCUGCUGGUUUCAGGAUUCGACAGUCGCAGUGAAAGGCAGCUGUACCUGUUCUCCGCUGAGUCCUUGGCAUCCGGGUCUGUGGCUUCUGUGCCUGCCGAUGUGUCUCCCUCGACCCUUAUCCCGUUCUAUGAUCUCGACACCAGCGUCCUGAUCCUCACUGGGAAGGGUGACACACGUGUUUAUACAUACGAGAUCGUGCCUGAAGCACCGUACUUCAUGGAAUGUAGUAGUUUUCAUUCCUCUGAACCACACAAGGGGUUGUGUUUCCUGCCGAAGACUGAAUGUGACGUGCGUGAUGUGGAAGUGGCUCGAGCCGUCCGACUUGGCAAGACCACCAUUGAACCUGUGGCCUUCAGAGUGCCUCGUGUCAAAAAAGAGUUUUUCCAGGAUGAUGUUUUCCCGGAGACUGCAGUGUGGUGGGAAGCAUCUCUGACCGCUGCUGCCUGGCUCUCUGGAUCCAACGGACAGCACCGCAAAAUCAGCUUGCGGCCCAAAGACAUGAUGCCCGUGAGUGAAGCACCAAAAGAGGCUCCUGUGAGGAAGUACCUGCCCUCCUCUGUCUAUCUGGAGGAGAAAACUGAUGAACAGAAGAAAGAGGAGUUGCUCAGUGCUAUGGUGGCGAAGCUGGGAAACAGGGAAGAUCCUCUGCCACAGUCGUCAUAUGAGGGUGUGGAUGAAGAUGAGUGGGACGACUAACACACAAGCCUUGCCUCACGGUCCAGUCAGGGUGCCAGCAGCAGACAUGGGACGUACUUGCUGUAUUAAAAUUUUGCCAUUCCAGGGUGCCAACGUACCUCUGAACCUCCUAAACGUUCCUCAUCCCGCCAGCUUCUGCUCCGUACAGCCUGCUGAUUCACUCUCACACACUCCUCCAUCUGCCUUCUAGAUAACCCACCCAUCAUCUCUCUGCAUUGGUUUAACUGGAGUAUUAAUAUCAGUUAAUAAUGGUUAAAAUGAUUCUAGACACAUGAACACAUUCUUAUGCAUAGUUCAGACGUUCAUCUCAGAUGCAUGACGCACAUUUACAAUAUGACAGGGUUUUUUCUGUGUCAGUUUUAAUGAUCAGUUUUGUACUGCUGUAAUUGACUGUAUAAUGACUGCAUGAUAACACAAGCCUUCCUCAAUCUAUAACACAAAACCUCUCUGGAUAUUUUCAUUGGUGAAAUGUGCACUUAAUACCAUCAUUUGACUAUUGAAAUAGUUAAAUGUACGUUUUACAUUGAUAUUGUGGUAAUUAGUUGGAUUAAAUGUCAUCUCCUUUAGGUUCUUAGCAGCGUUAGAUAUCCUUUAAUAAGUCUGGAGCACAAAUGUCUGUGUACCUCUAAAUCAAUGAUCUGGAGACUAUUGAAAACACUCCUUUUUAAACUGGGAAAUACUCUAUGUAUAUUUCCUUCUGCUCAACCUAAUCAACA
Sinocyclocheilus grahami is the source of this 3623-nucleotide messenger RNA. Its product is annotated as coronin-7-like. The record is from RefSeq and is a predicted model, not a curated record. Bases 142 to 2907 code for a protein of 921 amino acids. Lineage: Eukaryota; Metazoa; Chordata; Actinopteri; Cypriniformes; Cyprinidae. Gene Ontology annotation, molecular function: protein binding. The transcript is spliced from 28 exons.